This is a messenger RNA of Boleophthalmus pectinirostris (great blue-spotted mudskipper), 4834 nucleotides long. RefSeq names its product small G protein signaling modulator 1a (gene sgsm1a). The coding region runs from base 36 to 3617 and encodes 1193 amino acids. Gene Ontology annotation, biological process: activation of GTPase activity. The record is from RefSeq and is a predicted model, not a curated record. Lineage: Eukaryota; Metazoa; Chordata; Actinopteri; Gobiiformes; Gobiidae. The transcript has 25 exons. Gene Ontology annotation, molecular function: GTPase activator activity.
GGGAGCAGUGCCGCCGAAGAUAAGGGACGACAUCCAUGGCAACCACCAUGGCAGAAGCGGAGACUCGUCAGCGGCUGGUGCGCACCGUCAAGAAGGAGGUGAAGCAGAUUAUGGAAGAAGCUGUCACCAGGAAAUUUGUUCAUGAAGAUAGUAGCCAUAUUGUGUCCUUUUGUGCUGCAGUGGAGGCCUGUGUUUUACAUGGACUAAAGAGACGGGCAGCAGGAUUUCUGCGCAGCAACAAGAUCGCGGCUCUCUUCAUGAAAGUAGGGAAGAGCUUUCCACCUGCAGAAGAACUGUGCCGGAAAGCCCAGGAACUUGAGCAGAUCCUGGAGACCAAGCGGAGUCAAAGUCUACAAAGUCAGGACAGUUUAAGAAAGAUCCCGCGUCUACCAAGCCUCGCGCCGCAAACUGUCAAAAACCUAUGGAUACGCACUGCCUUGUUUGAAAAGGUCCUGGAUAAAAUAGUUCUCUACCUGGUUGAGAACUGCAGUAAAUAUUAUGAGAAAGAGGCCUUGCUCAUGGAUCCUGUUGAUGGGCCUAUCCUUGCAUCUCUGCUAGUUGGACCAUGUGCUUUGGAGUACACCAAAAUGAAGACAGCUGACCACUUCUGGACUGAUCCGUCUGCUGAUGAGUUGGUUCAAAGACAUCGUAUCCACAGUGGCCACUGUAGGCAAGACUCUCCGACCAAGAGACCUGCACUUUGUAUCCAGAAGCGCCACUCAAGCAGCAGCAUGGACGAACGCCCCUCCCCGUCGCCUUCAGCUCGUGAAUAUGUUGAGUCACUGCAUCAAAACAGCAGGGCCACCCUUCUUUUUGGCAAAAACAAUGUGCUAGUGCAACCGCGGGAUGACAUGGAGGCCAUCCCUGGGUACCUUUCCUUGCACCAGACUGCAGACCUGAUGACUCUCAAGUGGACUCCUAAUCAGCUGAUGAACGGUUCUGUUGGAGACCUGGACUAUGAGCGCAGUGUUUACUGGGACUAUGCCAUGACAAUCCCUCUAGAGGAGAUUGUAUAUUUGCACUGUCACCAACAAAUCGACAGUGGAGGCACUGUGGUGCUCGUCAGUCAGGACGGAAUCCAAAGACCCCCUUUGCGGUUCCCCCGAGGAGGACAUCUGCUCCAGUUCCUGUCCUGUCUGGAAAAUGGCCUGCUUCCACACGGCCAGCUGGACCCACCACUCUGGUCUCAAAGGGGAAAGGGAAAAGUCUUCCCAAAGCUGAAGAAGAGGAUUCCUCAGGGCUCUACAGACUCAGUGUCAGACAAAGAGGAGGAUGAAGCCACUGAUUACGUCUUCCGCAUCCUGUUCCCCAAUAGUCAGUCCGAGUUUGCUCCACCCCCAGAGCUAAUAGACCGUGAGGCGACAAUGUGGCAUCCCUCCCUCAGGAAGUCCUCCUGCUCCUCCUGCUCUCAGGGCAGUUUCUCUGAGGGGAUCACCCCCAAAGGAUGCAACCAUGAGAGGGCACCUCUGAAGCUGCUAUGUGACAACAUGAAAUAUCAAAUAAUUUCCCGAGCAUUUUAUGGCUGGCUUGCUUAUUGCCGUCAUCUGUCCACUGUGCGCACACACCUCUCAGCUCUGGUCAAUCACACUAUUGUGGACCCCUGUGUGCCCUGUGAUGCUUAUAAAGGUUUAACAUCAGAAGUAUGGGAGACAUUUCUACAGAAUUCUACUUCCUAUGAGGAAAACGAGCUGCAGCGUCUGGUGUAUUUUGGUGGUGUGGAGCCCUCUCUGCGUAAAGAGGUGUGGCCUUUCCUUUUGGGUCAUUAUCAGUUUGGGAUGACUGAAGAUGAAAGAAAAGAGGUGGAUGAGCAGGUGCGUCUGUGCUACCAGCAGACCAUGUGUGAGUGGCAGAGCUGUGAGGAGAUCAUUCGCCAAAGGGAGAAGGAGCAGCACGCUGUAGCAUUAGCCAAAUGUUCCUCUGGGGCUAGCAUGGACAGCUCCAGCCAGAGGAUCGUGCAUCAUGACUCCACUGUGAGCAAUGAGUCCUCCCAGAGCUCCGACAGGCAGAGUCUAGCUCGUCUGCAGAGUGACUCCAGCAACAGCACACAGUCUCUUACGUCCUCCCAUCCCUUCCCCUGGAGUAGCCUGCUUCCCUUUGGCUUGUUCUUUCAGGUCUUUGAGUCUGUGGAGGAAGUGGAGCAGAUUGAGACCGAACCCAGAAGUGAAGAGCCUAAACAAUCCCAGCAGAAGAUGCCCAAUGGAGCGCUGCAGAAUGGGACAAGCUCACCUGAUUCAGGACACCCCUCCUCGCGCAAUUUCUCUGUUACCUCAGGCUUAUCUGAUGGCUCACUCAGCACUGAGGAAAGUGCCCAUGCCCAAGCUCCGCAAAGUCCAGGCAGACCCCCUCAAGAUGUAGAAGAUAAUCAGGGAAAAAGCAAAGAGGAGGGAGAGACAAUUCAAUUGGAAAUGCAGGAGAAAAGAGAAUUUAUGAAUAAAGACAGUAAUGAAGGUGAAAUGAGGACAGAAGAGCCUGCUAAUGCCAUUAUAGAGGCGUCAGAGCUGGUUAUUGAAUCUUGCCAAGAAGUAGAAAAUAAGAUGGGGAACUCCGAAGAAACCACUACAUCUAAAACUGUUUUCUCAACAGAAGUGAAUGACCAAACAGUGAAAGAAGCAGAGCAGAAUCUUGUCCUAUCCACAAAUAUGCCACAAACAGAAACUACCUACAACGAACAUCAGGCCACCACAGAGUCUGAUGAGUCACCUUCCGCCAUAGAGAUGGAAGAGAUACCCAAAGCCAAAGUGUGCCUGGUGCCCUGGAGUGGCACAGGCCACAGUGCAGAUGAAGGGGUCCCACAAGUAGGGGAGGGGAAUCCCAGUCCAGAGGCAACAGAGUCUAUAUUGUCAGAUGAGCCUGAAAUGGAGAGCAUCUGCCCACACUUUGACAAUGAAGCAGAAGAAGUUAAGAAGGAACAAAACUCAGAGGAAUCUACAGGAGGACCUUUCUCACAAGAGCUUUUGGAUUUGUACACACUCAACCUUCACCGCAUUGACAAAGAUGUCCAACGCUGCGACAGGAAUUAUUGGUACUUUACACCAGCCAAUCUGGAUAAACUGCGAAAUAUAAUGUGCAGUUAUAUUUGGAGGCAUCUGGAUAUCGGUUAUGUGCAGGGCAUGUGUGAUCUCCUGGCUCCUCUUCUUGUCAUUCUGGAUGACGAGGCAUUGGCAUUUAGCUGCUUUUCUGAGCUCAUGAAAAGAAUGAAUCAAAACUUUCCACAUGGAGGAGCUAUGGAUACACACUUUGCCAAUAUGCGCUCUCUAAUACAGAUCUUGGAUUCUGAGCUGUUUGAGCUUAUGCACCAAAAUGGAGACUACACCCACUUCUAUUUCUGCUACCGCUGGUUCCUUCUCGACUUCAAAAGAGAGCUGGUGUACGACGAUGUGUUCUCAGUUUGGGAAACCAUCUGGGCUGCUAAAUGUGUCUCGUCCAGUCACUUUGUCCUCUUUAUUGCUCUGGCACUGGUGGAAAUCUAUAGAGACAUUAUCUUGGAAAAUAAUAUGGAUUUCACUGACAUUAUUAAAUUCUUUAAUGAAAUGGCUGAGCAUCACAACAUAAAGCAGAUCGUGACCUUGGCCCGAGACCUGGUGUGCAAAGUGCAGAUGCUGAUUGAGAACAAGUAAUUAUGAUGCUCGUCCUAUAUGACUUCCUACCUGACUGUAGCAGCACAUUAACACAUCAUACAUAGAAGAUAUGAGGACAGCAGCCCAUACCACAAACACACACACCGCACAGAGCAUCUACUUUUACUGUUUUUGCUGCUAUCUCUCUUCCUGGCUGUGUCCACUGUAGACCUGGUCAAUGGUGUGUUUGCUGCUUCAUAUACUGUAUGUUCAGGGGAAAACAAAACCUCCCACAAGUGUCUACGUCUAUCUGAGUGCACUUACUACUAUUAGAUAUUUUUAGUUUCUCUAGACAAAAUGCAGAGCUGAAUUCAACCAGAGAUUAUAUUUAUGACAAAAUCAUGAGAUAAUUGUUUAUAUUUAUUAUAUAUUAAAAUAUAACAAUUUUUAAAAGUUAUCUAACUCUCUUACCCAAAUACUGAAUGUUAACUUUAUAUCCAAAUAAUUUUAUUAUGUGUUAGAACACAGAGCCAAAGUGAAUUCAAGUCCCUUGUAAAAUCAUACUUCUUUACACAGCUGUUCAUUACAGCUUACUGUGAUUUAACAACUAUUUUCUGUGUCUUUGCUUUGUCUGCCAAAUAGUAUGUUUAAGUGGCCUAUACUUUAUUAAGAAGAAAAUUAUUAUUAAAAUUAUCUCUGUACUUUAACUAUCCUGCUAUUCAAGGGAAUUGAAUGUGAAUUAAUGUUUAAACAACAAGCAUCAUUUAGUCAUCAUUAAAGUUUUAACCAUUGUAAAUUGUGCACUUUUUUUAUUUCCCUUGUGUCAAGUAUUGUCUAUCAUCUGUCAGUUGAAUUCAAGCUUAUAUAUUACAGUGGAAAUGUGUCAAAUAGUUUCGUUUAAUGUUAUUUAAAUAUGUGAAAGAGGCCUGGGUAUUUACAGUAGAGAUAUUUUUUCAUUAAUCUUGAGAAUACACUUUCAGCAUGAAUCUCUUUAUUGUCACUGAAUUAUAUUCAAGUAAUUAAAAACUGUUUUAUGUGACCAUGAAAAAUCUAUACAACUGUGUUGCUGAAGUUAAAAAACAACAGGUUUUGAUGUGUCCUCUUGAGGUGUUUUAUCAAUGUUAUUAUGAGCUAAAUACUGUGUGUUUGCUUAAAAGCCUAUAUGCCAAUAUCAGAGUGUUUUAAUUAUUGCAACAAUGUCCUUUUUUGUUCAACUAGGCUACAUACAUUUUCAAAUGCUGCUUUGUUUGUACUGUAUUUAUUUUGUGCCAGAUAUU